Molecule: messenger RNA, 494 nt
Organism: Entrophospora candida
Lineage: Eukaryota; Fungi; Glomeromycota; Glomeromycetes; Entrophosporales; Entrophosporaceae
Source: the annotation of a GenBank genome assembly
AUGAUGUUGUAAAUCUAGCCUUAAUUAAGUCCAUUGAAAAGGUUAAAAAUGAAGGCAAAAAAUUGUUGUGUUGUGGGUUUGAUGUUUCUUGGACACAUGUCAGGAAUGUUUAUCAGGCUAGUGGUGAGCUAAUCUUUGAUGGGUUUGUGGAAGGAAUGAGUCAUAAGCCAGUUAUUGCAUACUCAAUUUGUGAAAAACCUUGUAUUGCAACUAAAGAUGGUGAAAAAGUUGUUGCCCAUGAAGGUAAUUUUGAAAAAAGUUCUAAACAAAUGGAACAUCAAAUAUUAAUUGAUAUUUUGUAUAAGAUUACACCUAUUUUAGUAGAAAAUGAUGUUUUGCUUGAAGUUGCUGUAGAUGGAGACCUUGAUAGUAAUAAAACACUUGCUUCCUAUGGAAUUGUAAAUCAAAUUUAUGCUGACUUAAAGCAUAAAACAAAAACUAUUAGAAAUCAUAUAAAAAAUCAACAAAAUAAGAGGUGGAAAGAUUUUGAACAG